Messenger RNA from Benincasa hispida (wax gourd), 1803 nucleotides. RefSeq names its product pigment defective 320 (gene PDE320). Gene Ontology annotation, cellular component: chloroplast envelope. Gene Ontology annotation, molecular function: phosphatidic acid binding. The record is from RefSeq and is a predicted model, not a curated record. Lineage: Eukaryota; Viridiplantae; Streptophyta; Magnoliopsida; Cucurbitales; Cucurbitaceae. Gene Ontology annotation, biological process: ER to chloroplast lipid transport; acylglycerol transport.
GAUUUGGGUAAUCGGUAAAAAUAAAUUAAUUAAAAAGAAAAAAAAGGUGUGUGUGGAAGUUGGGAUUUGGGGGAAAUUAGGGUUUAGCAUUUAGGGAAUGGUAUCUGCUAAUCGGAAAUUUGAAUUUGAAAGCCGACAUGAGUAGAGGUAGUAGAAGGAUAAGGUGAUGAUGAAGAAGCUAAGAUGGGCAAUGGACGGGCAAGGGUUUUGGGAUCUGGAUGUUUCAACACCUAGAACACUCGAUGGGUCUGCUUCCCCUGUUCCUUCUCAUUUACACUUACUUCCUUUGGGAUUAUCCAGAGGCGUUCGUCUUUCCAGGGCUAAGCAGAUCGAUUUCAUGCAGAGCUUCAUGGCCGCUCCUUUUGUUCCUUCUUAUUCCCCCUCCCAUGGCUUCUCUCUCCAACGCGUCUUCUCCAUCCCCUUUUCAGAUUCUGGCUCUGUUACUCUCUUAGGCCAGUUCAAUUUGCAGAAAUUCAUCUCUUCUCUUAAGAAAUCUGGUGUUGGAGACAUGGGUCAGUCGCUUUCUUCAUUUCUGCAAUGCAUUGGAAGGCAUCUUUGCCAUAGGUCUUUGUAUGCUCUUGGUAUCUCUUCUGAUAUCUUGUUACCACCUGAUGAUUCCUUGAUGAUUAGCUUCGAUGGAUAUGGUGACAAUGAAAUAGUUCGAACAAAAGCAGUAUUCCACCACAAGUUCCUUCAUCAUGAUCUAACAAUGGAGGCAUUUUCUCCAGGACUUUUUGUGGACAAAUCUGGAAAAUAUUGGGAUGUGCCUUCUGCACUAGUUGUUGAUUUAGGUUCUGCUGCUUCUGAAUCGGGUCUAAGUUAUCAUUUGUCUAUGCACCAGAAUACUGGGUCUCCCUCGCAAUCUGGAAGUGAACAGGCCCGUUCAUCUCCUUUGUGUCUACUUCCUGGUCUAUCAGCCAAAGCUGCUUUUGCCUUUAAGAAGAACUUGGAAAUCUGGAGAAGCAAUGCCAAGAAGUUAAAGAUGGUGCAACCGUAUGACAUUUUCCUAUCAACUCCUCAUGUUUCAUUAUCAGGGAUCAUUGGUGCUGUGGCUACUACCUACUUUGGAGACAAUUCGAUUAGAUCAGCAGCACAAGACAGUCUUCCGGAAUUUAAGGGACUUUACCUGCAGACUUCUAGAAUAAGAUCUACUGUUUUUGCAGAUGUAUUCGCUUCCAUUUCCUUUUCAGCUCAGUAUGGGAUGUUUCAAAGAAAAUAUCUGGAUCUUACCUGUUUUUCUGCACGUAUGGAUUUCCAUUCUGGCUCCAAGUUUCUUUCAGGAGCCAUGCUUUUGAUAGAUGAUCUUUCCAACUCCCGCCACCCAAGAACCGAAUCUGUGAGAGCGACCUUGCCUAGUGCUAGAUUUUCCCUUCAGCAGCAGAUCGCUGGACCUGUCAGCUUUAGAGCAGAUUCAGGAGUUGCAAUAGAUUUGAAUAAAGCAGGGUGGGGUUUAUUAGGAGUGGAUGAGCCUACAUUUGCCUUGGAAUAUGCUUUACAGGUCCUUGGUUCAGCUAAAGCCAUUGCUUGGUAUUCACCAAAGCACAGGGAAUUUAUGGUAGAGCUUCGUUUCUAUGAGACCUGAGGUCGUGAUGGAGUCCUGAAGACCAAUGUCGUUGCUACUGUUCUUUCAUUACUUUCUAUGACACAAAUACAUUCAACUUCGAGUUAUGUUAACAUCUGCUUUUCUCUUUUAUUUGUUCAAUAAUAUAGGGUGAACUCACUAGGUGAAGAUUCAAAUUUUUAACCUUUUAUUUGAUUGAGAAUACAUAAUAAUCAAAUAAGCUAUCCUCAAGUUGGCAGUUG